Formica exsecta is the source of this 4429-nucleotide messenger RNA. Its product is annotated as lachesin-like. NCBI's taxonomy places the organism in Eukaryota, Metazoa, Arthropoda, Insecta, Hymenoptera, Formicidae. The record is from RefSeq and is a predicted model, not a curated record. Gene Ontology annotation, cellular component: neuron projection. The transcript is spliced from 8 exons. Bases 34 to 1245 code for a protein of 403 amino acids.
CAGUUGACGUAGCCGCGUCGUCGACGUAACAAUAUGCUUCACGCUCUCGCGAUUCCGGUGUUCUGCAUCGCGACAUGGGUAACCGCGCUGAACGAUCCGUCAUCAGAUUUACCCAGGUUCGGCAAACCGUUGAACAACCUUACAGUCUCGGUGGGUCGCGAAGCCAUUUUCACAUGCAUCGUCGAGGCUCUCGGACCAUACAAGGUAGCGUGGCUACGAGUCGAUACGCAGACGAUUCUGACGAUAUCAAGUCACGUUAUCACGAAGAAUCAUCGGAUCGCAGUGACACACAUUGGCCAUCGAACGUGGUCUCUGCAUAUAAAAGAUACGCGCCAGACUGACAGCGGUUGGUACAUGUGCCAGGUUAAUACUGACCCGAUGUCCAGCAUCGUUGGUUUUCUCGACGUUGUUGUGCCACCGGAUAUCCUGGACUACCCCACCAGUACGGAUAUGGUGGUGCGGGAGGGUAGCAACGUGACGCUACGGUGCGCGGCGACAGGAACACCGGAGCCGACGGUCACGUGGCGUCGCGAGGCAGGCGGCACGAUCAGCUUGUCAAACUGGCACGAAGCGGCAAGUAUCGAAGGUCCGGAACUGGAAAUAACACGCAUUACGCGUCUCCAUAUGGGACCGUAUCUCUGCAUAGCAUCUAACGGGGUACCACCGACAGUCAGCAAGCGGAUCCUUCUCACUGUUCACUUUCAGCCUAUGGUUUGGAUCGAAAAUCAGCUAGUGGGUGCUUACGAAGGACAAAGCCUUACAUUGGAAUGUCAUAGCGAAGCUCAUCCUAGUCCUAUUACUUAUUGGACGAAACCAACAAAUGAGACUAUUGCUAACGUUCAGCCUAUGGUUUGGAUCGAAAAUCAGCUAGUGGGUGCUUACGAAGGACAAAGCCUUACAUUGGAAUGUCAUAGCGAAGCUCAUCCUAGUCCUAUUACUUAUUGGACGAAACCAACAAAUGAGACUAUUGCUAACGAAAUCGAUAAGCCCACUACGCGCAAACCAGGCAUGAGACGGGAGUCGAAGAAGACAUGGAAGACCGAUCACAACCAUGAAAAAAAAGCCGCUGGUAUGAAGGACGAGCCAAUGCUGAAAGGUGAUGAUAUUGGCGACGAGCAGAUCGAUUUUCAGUCGGCGACGGCCUCAUCGGCGUUUCAUCGCCAUUUGCUUACAAAUUUCGGAAUAACUGCCAUAACCGCGAUAUUGGUCGGUGGUUUAUCCACGCAGGCCACCGUUGUUCAGUAAAAACUAUACGUAAAGAAGAUUAAAGUAAUAUAGAAAGAGUCUCUGGAUGCGAGAUUAAACAUCGCGCGUGGCAAGCAUUGCAACGAAGUAAUGUCGAUAAGAAUAAUGCUGCGAAGGGUCGCUGUUCUUGAUAAAAAGUCUCUUCCUGUUGUACAUGAAAUUUGCAUAAAGUGGACGUAGAAUGAAGACCUGUUUUUAUAUAGAAGCAUGAAGGGUCCGAAGUAUCUGGUUGAUCAGAGUGACCGGGGUACUUCGUGAGGGAGCGUAAUUAACACAUUGCAAGCCGAACGUGUACUAAUAGACUUUCCUCUCUAUCUAAAGACGUAGAAAGCCACCAAUCUAUUAACCCCUUUACGCUGAAGGCGUUAGAGUAGCUGGCUUUUACCGUUCCCAUUCCGAGCGGUAACCUUGUUGACCUCGCCAUCACUUGAAGAAGAAAGUCUGUAAAUCAAAUAAAAAGGGUACAUAUUAUUUGCAAUCGCACUUUCUGAUAAGUUGUUAAAAUAAAUAUUUUUUAUUUGUUUUAUAUAUUUAUAUGUGUGUGUAUGUAAAUAUAAUAGCAUACAAAUUUUAUUUCAAUCUACUUAAAAAAAUCGCAUUAUUUUUUAUUUUCGUAUAAAAUAUAAAAUGUCUGGUCUUUGUAAUUUGAUCAAUCUUUAAAUUACGGUAAUAAUAUGGUUAUUAUGUUAUUAUUAUAUGUUAUCUUUUUUACAUACACACAUAUCGUAAGUAUUGAUGUAAAUGUAAAUAUAAAGAUAUAUCUUUCGUUACUUCUGCAUCUCAAAAUAUUAACAGAGCGUACAUAGCUUGCAAUUUGCUAAUAAUGUCUAAGUAUAAAGAUGAGUAAUGAAAGUACAUUGUGUAUAUGUGGAAUCCCAAAUAAUUUUUUACAAAAAGUUGUUUGUUAUUUUUUAGAACCUGCAAUAUCUCUAGCAUUAUAUUCGAAAGUUUAUUUUUUAUCAUGAAUACUGUAAAUGUAUUCCUGUUGCCUAAUUUCAUUUCAAUUCAAAUUAUAUAUUAAAUUUUUAAUUAUUUUGCUACGUUCUUCUGUUGUUAAAAAUGUACAUGUUAGAAAGUUAAUUGUGUCUUUUAUAGUAUGUAUCAAUAAAAAAUAAUAAAUACUUGUGUAUAUAUGCAGCAAGAAUAAUAAGAAAUUUGGAAUGAGAUGCAAUGGAAUUUAAUUAUUAGGAAGCUAAUAAUGUAUAAAUGAAUAUAUACUUUAAAUGGUAGAGUCUCCACAAUAAUGUUAUUAUAUAUUAUAUUAAAUUAUUUUAUAAAGCUAUUUGUGCAAUAUUUUUAUGACAGAUUCUACUGAGUUCCGUCUUGUUUCUUGGACACAGUAAUAAAAUACAUCGUAAAAAAAAGAUGUGCCUCAUAUUUUCAUCGAGAAGAGAAUUAUUUUGUUUAGGUAUGUCGCAAUAACUUUUAAACAGGAAGAGUUGGAUUUAUGAUGUUACGUUAUAAGUGGUUAUUUCAAUAAUUUAUAUGAUGGCCAAAAGAAACUACUUUAUUUUCCAUUUUUUAUAAAAAAAUGGUAUAUGUCUUUCUUAUUCAAGAAUACGGCAAUGUAAUGAUACUUUAUAAAACCUGCUUAUUGCAUUAUUAUAAAGAUUCUUUAGAUUUUAGAUGGUGUAUCAUUGUGAUAUCAAAGAAAUAUUAAUUAUGUUUCUUAUCGAUUUUAUAAUUAUAUACUUUAUUAUAUAAUUUAAAUAUAUAUACAUAUAUAUAUGUAUAUGUGAGAUUUUUUUAUAACAGCAAAAACAGAUUUAUCGCAUCAUAUAAAGCAUUAUAUUAUGACUAGAAUUGUAACACAUAAUUUUACAGUUACAUUUUAUAUUUAUUCUGUUGUUCGAAUAUGUUUCCAAUUUUUGUGUUUUCUGCGUGUUUAAGUAAAAUUCCUAACUUAAUGUAAUCAUUGCGUUUAUGUUACAGAAUGACAAUAAUUUUCUGAAAAUUUCCGUCAUUAACGGAAUAAUCAAUAAAGUAUUUUUAAUUCGAAUACCUCGAAACCAUGGAUAUGGUUAUAGUAAUAGACUUAUUACGUGUACUGUGUACAUAUAAUAUAAAUAAUAUACACACAUUUGUAGAAAGCAUCAACAAUGAAAGAGAGAAAGAAAAGGGAGAAGACAGAAUUUUUCUCAAGUUUUCAUGUAUACAAACUUUAGUUCUAGAUAAAUUGAGUGUUUUAGAUAUAUAAAAAUAAUGGUCAUACACACAUCAACGAACAGAGAUAAUAUCUUAACGUAAUAUUUUCUAAGUUGUAGAUCACAUAAAAUAAAUUAUUAUAAAAUUUACGAGUUUUUUACAAACAAAGCAUAUAAUGUUGCAAAGAUCCGUUAAUAAAAUCCAUUUAUAAAUUAUAAUAGGUCACUCUGUAUGUGUUUAAAUUUUUGGUUUAUAUAUGAAAUAUACAUAUGUAUAUUAAAAAUAUUGAAAUGCUAAAAUUUUGAAUAGGUUAAGACUAUAAGUAACGAUUUUAAGUGUGAAUAUGUGUAUUUUUAUGUGAGAUAUUUUUAUUAAUUUUAAUAGAUGUGUAUUAAAUGUAGGUAAAAAUAAGUAGACUCUGCUGUAUAACAAAUAUUAAUAAUAUACAUUGUAUAGAAAAAAUAGCGAAUAUACAAUAUUUUCAAUCGUUAAAGCAAUUUACCAAUGAUUUAUCAGUGGAGCUUUCAUUUUAUUUUCCUAACGAGUUUGUUAUCGACCAAUCACAUGUUUUGCUAAUCGAUUACAAAUUGCUAGUCAGGUUUAAAUUUUUGAAAUGGAUCCAUCAAUUUUGCGAUGCUGCUUGCAUAUGUUUGUGAUGACCGCAAAUGUGCUAUGUACAUAUACGUAGACGUGUGAUAACCGGUAAAUUAUUGUACGGCGUCGCAUUUCUUCAAUAUAUAGAGCUACUGGUAUUGUAUAAUAAUAGUAUGUGUACGAUAUUGUAGAAUAAGCCUCAGGGACAUGUAUAUAUGCUAAGCUGUAAGUUAUAUUAGUUUUUGCAUUUGUGUGUGGUCACAAUAACUCUUCCCUCCCAUGUAAAUAUAAUGUACCUUAUCGUGUACUUGGGCAAUAAAUGUUAGACAAUCGUGAUAAUUGUUCGAAUUGUUGUCUUUGUCUUGUGGCUCAUUUCAUCAUUAUUUUGUGCAUUGAGUCUCAAAAAGAAAUUUAUGAUAGCGCAAAUUUUAUUAAAUUGAUUUUA